This is a messenger RNA of Cladophialophora carrionii CBS 160.54, 1767 nucleotides long. RefSeq lists its product as uncharacterized. Gene Ontology annotation, molecular function: transmembrane transporter activity. The record is from RefSeq and is a predicted model, not a curated record. Gene Ontology annotation, biological process: transmembrane transport. NCBI's taxonomy places the organism in Eukaryota, Fungi, Ascomycota, Eurotiomycetes, Chaetothyriales, Herpotrichiellaceae. The coding region runs from base 1 to 1767 and encodes 588 amino acids. The transcript has 4 exons.
AUGCAGUCUACCGUGCAGGGCUCGUCCCAUUCUCUGGUGUUCCCCGGUUCUACCUCAUCACAAGCCCAGUGGUCCGAUCCAGACGAGAAACAGCUCGACCAUCCUGCAGGUGCAGGCGGCGCAUCCCGUUGGACUUCGCUUGACCCCGGCCUUCAGGACUGGACUAAGUACACUCUUCGAAAGAGGCCAUGGCGACGAAGAGUGACCGACUUCAAACAGAUUGUGGAAGCGAAAUAUCGAGGAAGCGGGACUCCUGGGGAUCCGUUUGUCGUGCAAUGGCUCGAUCAUGACCCGGAGAACCCAAAGAACUACAGCAGCUUGUUCAAGUGGCUGAUGACGUUCCUCCUGGCCUUCAUGACCCUGUGCGUGUCGUUGGCAUCGUCGGCGUAUACCGGCGCCGCAGGUCUGAUCAUUCCCGAGUUCCAUUGCAGCCACGAGGUCUUCCUGCUGGGCUUGAGUCUCAUGGUCGCUGGCUUCGCGCUGGGACCACUGAUGUGGGCACCGCUUUCAGAGGCCGUAUCUCGUCGAGACAUCCUCUUGAUUGCGUUGGGCCUCUAUAUCAUCUUCACGGCAGUCUGCGCGGCGGCACAGAGCAUUACGGCGCUCAUCAUUCUUCGUCUGCUGUGCGGCACCAUGGGCUCCGCUGCCUUUGUUAUCCCAGGCGGGCAGCUCUCCGACAUGUUUGAAGCAGAGCAACGCGGUAUGGCCCAAGCUGUCUACGCAGCGGCUCCCUUCUUAGGCCCGACUUUGGGACCGAUGAUCGGUGGGUUCUUGAGCCCGGCUGCAGGAUGGCGAUGGCUCUUUGGGUUUCUUGCCCUGUAUGCUGCCGUGUUGACAUUCUUUGGAAUUAUAUUCGUCCCAGAGACAUAUGCACCAGUCCUGCUGCGGCGAAGGGCAAAGCUUCUCUCAAAAGCCACCGGGAAGGUGUAUAUGACCAGAAUCGAUAUCGAGCAACCACUUGUGUUGAAAGAGGUGGUGAAGCGAUCACUCGCUCGACCAUGGGCUCUUCUCUUCCGCGAACCGAUUGUGUUACUUCUCUCGAUCUACAUGGCCGUCGUAUACGGGACUCUUUACCUGUUCUUCGCGGCCUUCCCCAUUGUCUUUCAGCAAGGCUACGGUUGGAAUGCGGGAGAAGAGGGUCUCGCAUUUCUCGGGAUCAUGGUAGGAAACCUCCUAGCCGUCGGCGUGAUCAUCAUGGACAACAAGCGAUACAUCCGCAUCUCCAAAGCCCAUGGUGGCUUCGCACCGCCUGAAUCCCGCCUCCCGCCCGUCAUCUUCGGAGGUGUCAUCGCCAUCGUCGGCUUGGCUUGGUUUGCUGCCACCGCGGACCCAAGGAUUCAUUUCAUCGUUCCCGUUCUUUCGGGAUUACCGUUCGGAAUCGGGUUUAUCUUGGUCUUCAUGUGCUGUUCCAACUACCUUGUCGACUCUUAUGUGAUCUACUCUGCCUCCGUCCUCGCCGGCAACUCCAUCCUCCGCUCGACAUUCGGUGCUGUGUUCCCACUCUUUGCGACCUACAUGUACGACAGUCUCGGCGUCCAUUGGGCGUCCGCCGUCCCCGGCUUCAUUGCUCUUGCCUGUUUCCCCUUCCCGAUCUUUUUCUACAAGUAUGGCGAGAGCAUUCGACGGAGGUGCAAGUACUCAGCCGAGGCGGCAAGGUUCCUGGACAGUCUGAAGAGUGAUCUUGAGCGUCAACAGAGCCGGGCAAGUAAGGCCGAGGAGGUAGGAGUUGGAGUGGCCGACGGGGAACGGAAUGAUGUGUCUUCCUGA